Tupaia belangeri chinensis (Chinese tree shrew) is the source of this 688-nucleotide messenger RNA. It is a transcript of the gene TTC36, whose product is annotated as tetratricopeptide repeat domain 36. Bases 171 to 671 code for a protein of 166 amino acids. The transcript has 3 exons. Gene Ontology annotation, molecular function: protein binding. The record is from RefSeq and is a predicted model, not a curated record. Lineage: Eukaryota; Metazoa; Chordata; Mammalia; Scandentia; Tupaiidae.
CUUGCCCCAGGCCCUACAGCCAAGGACGGAAGACACUCCUCAGGGGGGGCUGGUCCUCAAACAAAACCGCCUCCUCUUAAACAGCUGCCUGUCUGAGGCUGGCCCCCCACCCCUCUUCCUCCCUCUCCUCUCAUGCCGAGUCGCCCUUUGGGGUUCUGGAGCUGAGCACUAUGGGGACUCCCAACGAUCAGGCAGUGUUGCAAGCCAUCUUCAACCCUGAUACCCCGUUUGGAGACCUUGUUGGGUUGGGCCUGGGAGAGGAAGCAGAGAAGGAAGAAGCAGAUGAAGACGGAGUUUUCCCUCAAGCACAGUUGGAGCAAUCCAAGGCCCUGGAGCUGCAGGGAGUGGUGGCAGCAGAGGCUGGGGACCUCAACACCGCCCUGGAGAGAUUCGGCCAAGCCAUCUGCCUGCUGCCUGAGAGGGCCUCGGCCUACAACAACCGAGCCCAGGCUCGGCGGCUCCAAGGAGAUGUGGCAGGUGCCCUGGAUGACCUGGAGCGCGCUCUGGCGCUGAGCGGCGGGCGGGGCCGCGCCGCCCGCCAGGGCUUCGUGCAGCGCGGGCUCCUGGCGCGGCUGCAGGGCCGGGACGACGACGCCCGCAGGGACUUCGAGCAGGCGGCGCGGCUGGGCAGCUCCCGGGCCCGCAGGGUGGGAGGGGGCCUGGACCAAUAAAGCUGCUCGGUGCACCA